GGUAUUGUAAUGUGUUUUUUUUUUUUUUUUUAUUAUUAUUAUUAUUAUCUUCAGCUGACCCUUAUUUCUAGGUUUAUGUAUUUCUAUUCUAGUUAAUACGGUAAUACAAAACAUAAAUGCGGCACUGUGCCUUUAAGAGACUAUUGUGGUCCUCCACAAUCCCAUCAGCCCUCAAAUCGGCAGCGCGCAGUUGUGCUCGGCGCAGAAACAGAACAUACAGCGGCACGAAAUACUGUCUUUUCACGGAGUCUUGGAUAAUAUGUGUGCAAUUCUAAUAGCGAAUGCCUUGCUUAUUAUUGCAUGUUAAAGUAUACAGUGUGUUUGUUUGGAUGCUUUGAUUGUAUACAGGACGCGCUGUAUCAGUCUUGCACAGCAAGGCCUCCACGUUGUGUUGGAAGCUGCGAAACGCAUGUGAAUAUUUGUGUUUGUAAGAAGCAGCAGCGUAUUUAAAAUGUCAGGGUUUAACUUCGGGGCCGGCGCUGGAGGGUUGACUUCUACAGGCACGACUGCAGGAGGGUUUGGAGCGUUUGGAGCUGCCGCCGGUGCUUCAAGUAACCCUGCGGGCACAGGGAGCUUCACCCUGGGCAACAUGGCCUCUGUGGCUCCGACGAUCGGCGCUGGCACCACCACCACCUCAUCCCUGGGACUUGGGGGCGGACUUUUUGGGCAAACAAAACCUGCCACUGGGUUCUCCUUCGGGGGAGCCCCCACUGGAACCGCGGCAACAUCGACUGUGACAGGGCUGGCACUGGGGGCGCCUGCAACCACGUCUGCAGCUGCAACAGGCUUCAGUUUAGGGUUUAGUAAACCAGCUGCAUCCUCCGGCCCCUUCAGUCUUCCUGCCACGGGAGGGGGCCUCUCUCUGGGGUCCGCACUGACGUCAGCAAUGCCAGCAGGUUCGACAGGGUUUGCACUCAGCCUGGGCAGCACCCCGGCUGCAUCUACAGCAUUAACAGGCUUGUCGCUGGGCUCCACGGGGUUAGGGUCGAGUCUGUUUGCAAGCUCUGCAGCCACAGGUCUCGGGCAAGGUCUCGGGCACGGCUUCGGGCAAGGUCUCGGGCAGAGCUCUUUAGGCUUGGGCUCGACUUUAGGGAUGUCCACAGCAGCUCCUACAGCUACGACUAGCCAGGGUCUUGGAGGAGUCGAUUUCACUAGCUCUUCAGAGAAGAAGAGUGACAAGUCAUCAGGAGCCAGACCAGAGGAUAGUAAAGCACUUAAGGAUGAAAACCUACCUCCUGUCAUCUCUCAAGAUGUAGACAAUUUUCAAAAGUUUGUGAAGGAGCAGAAACAGGUUCAGGAGGAGAUCAGCCGCAUGUCCUCCAAGGCAAUGCAGAAAGUGCAGGAUGAUAUUAAGAGUCUGAAGCAGCUCCUGUCUGUGUCUGCUAGUGGCCUGCAGAGAAACUCCCAGGCCAUUGAUAAGCUGAAGAUUGAAACCGCACAGGAACUCAAAAACGCAGAGAUUUCCUUACGGACGCAGAAGAUCCCUCCUGGUCUGCAGCAUGAAAACACCGCCCCGUCUGAGUAAGCAGCAGCUCUUGUGCUUUCAG
Molecule: messenger RNA, 1547 nt
Organism: Polyodon spathula (Mississippi paddlefish)
Lineage: Eukaryota; Metazoa; Chordata; Actinopteri; Acipenseriformes; Polyodontidae
Gene: nup58
Product: nucleoporin 58
Exons: 10
Coding region: 452-1525 (357 amino acids)
Biological process (GO): nucleocytoplasmic transport
Cellular component (GO): nuclear pore
Molecular function (GO): structural constituent of nuclear pore
Source: RefSeq, a predicted model, not a curated record